AUAAAGGAAUAUCAUCAUUAAAUCAAACAAAAUUAUCUGAACAAUUAACAAAUACAUCAAGCAAUAUUGAUUUAUAUAUAUAAAUACUUAUAAAAUAAAUUCAGAUGAAUCAUUAUUUGAAUUUGAUAUUGAAAAUAUUCCAAAACAUAAAGCACGUCUUGAACGUUGUCAAGUCUAUUCAAAUGUUCGUGUAUCACAUGUUGAUGAACAUCUUUCAUUUGUUUAUAUUAUGUUAAAUGAAGAUUGGAUAUCAGCUACAAGAAUGUUAAAUGAUACAUUUCAACAAACACUUUUAGAUAAACAAUCAAAUAUUGAUAUACCAAUAUUCAAAAAUGAUGGAUAUUAUAUGUGUAAAAGUCAAUCAUCUUGGCUUCGAUGUCGUUUAAUAACUAAAAUUAAUUUAAUAACAAAUGAAGAUAAUCUUGUAACUGCUCAUUUAAUUGAUGUUGGGAAUGGAAAGACAAAUCUUCGUGAAAUGCCACAAUCAUUAAUUCGUCAACCAAUUUGUUGUGUUCAAUGUCGUUUAGCAGGAAUAUCAAAUGUUUCAUUAGCUAAUUUAACAACAUUAUCAUCAUGUCAUCAAUUAUUAAAUUAUCAUGAUUAUGAAAUGCAUGUUAUUGGUAAUGAUUUAAUUCUUUUAAAUCAUAAUGAUGAAAAUAUAAAUGAUCAAAUAAUAAAUUUGAUUAAUCAAGUUUGUUAA
Rotaria sp. Silwood2 is the source of this 700-nucleotide messenger RNA. The record is from the annotation of a GenBank genome assembly. Lineage: Eukaryota; Metazoa; Rotifera; Eurotatoria; Philodinida; Philodinidae.